UUCGCGACUUGGAGGGCGCGUUCAGGUUUGUCGCGUCGCUCGUUUAUUGUAGACGGAGGAGGUGCUGGAUGUGAAACUCUCACUCCUCUCCCCCCGGCUGUCACCGACAAACAACGUUGGACGGAGGAAUUUGUUAUACCACACCACAGAGACUUUUGCACUGGUUUUUAUACACCGCCGCGUCACAAGUAGCCUAAAUCUCGCGUUUCGCGGAGCUGGAAAAUAUGUUUAAACUACUGACAGCGGUAAAAUAAACUUUGCACUAUCACCCGCGGUUGAGUACCCAAAAAAUGUCAUGCACUUUUCAAGAGCCUUUGCCUUCUGUGACAUUCAGAGGACUUUAUAACAACCAACAUGAAGCAGACAGGUACAGUUAGAACGCUUUGCCUAUCCUAAAGGGCUUUUAAACUUGUUGAAAUAGUUGUAAACAUGGAAGAGGCAGGCGCUGGGAACGGUACUGAGACGCAGGGUUGUGAACCGGAGCGUUCUGGAGACGGAGGACUGGAUGAGGUCCAGAUGCAUCUCGCCUGCUUACCGGAGAGAUACAUGAGAGCGAAGUUCUCCCUCUCUGCGUACUUAUUUUGUUGGACGUUAGUAAAGUUGUGUCAGAGAUUAAGACCGUCGCCAGUUCUUCCCCAGGCCUCAGCUUUAGAGGACUCUGGGAAUGAGGCAGCCUGUCUGGAUGAUGGGGAGUCUCCGCAGGAGGAGCAUGGAGAGCAACAGGACCAUCAGGAAUGGUGUGAGCCAGUUUCUGAAGCAGCACAGGACACAAAAGAGGAAUAUUUUGACACACACUCACGGCAGAGUGACACUUUCUCUGGCUUGAGUCAUGAAACUAAGGACUGCUGCAGGACACCGCUCAACUCUGUGGGUCAUCUGGCCUCACACUCAAUUUCAGUUAGAAGGAGAGAUCCCUCUUCAUCAAAACAGCAUCAUUCUGUCAAUCAUGCUGACAGUCUCAGUAGAACAGAGGAUAGAGAACAAUUGCAAAAGCAGACUGAAAAUAUGGGGAUCAUGUGCAUGGGAGUUGAUGGCACUGGAAUGUCUGAAGCUAAGGGUGCUCCGGAAUGUGAGGAGGUUUUCAGCAAUUUUCCAGCGGGAUCUGGAGUUGAUUCUUCUUCAAGGAAUGACCAAUCCUACAUCGUAACACCCCUACUGGCAUUAGAGAAUGCUGUAGAACCACAAGCACUCACUGAGCCAUGUGCUAAUGACUCAUUAUUGACCUUAACAGACUGUGAUGGAGCCAAGUCUCAGUUUGCUGACACCUUUGAGGGAAGAUCAAAAUGGGAUCAAAUUAACAAAAAUAUCACAGACACUCAGUCAGGACACAAUGAGCCACAAAUACAGUUCAUAACCUCACGUGAGAAGGAGUUACAGCAAAAUGAGAUUGGCAGUAGUAACACUGAAGUACAGUUGAUUUCGAAUGCACCUGUUGCGAAUAGUAAAGAUAAAGAAUGUCGUGAGCUGGGUGUUGAUGAAAAUAAUAUCAGUUUAUCUGUAUCACGUCAUCUUUCUGUAUAUGAGUCUGUAUCAGUUGAGAAGCCUAUUGAACAGGAAUUUGAAGAGUCAACAAAACACAGACAAUCACAGCUCUCAGUAGAGCACAGCAAAUCACAGCCCUUAGUAGAGCACAGCAAAUCACAGCCCUCGGUAGAGCACAGCCAAUCACAGCCCUCAAUAGAGCACAGCAAAUCACAGGCGUCAACAGAACAUAACCAAUCACAGGUUUCUAUAGAAUGUAGCCAAUCACAGAAUUCAGCAGAACACAGCCAAUCACAGGCAUCAACAGAACAUAACCAAUCACAGGAUUCUGUAGAAUGUAGCCAAUCACAGAAUUCAGCAGAACACAGCCAAUCACAGGCAUCAACAGAACAUAACCAAUCACAGGAUUCUGUAGAAUCCAGCCAAUCACAGAAUUCAGCAGAACACAGGCAAUCACAGGCCUCAACAGAAGACAGGUCAUCACAAGAUUUUGUUGAACACAGCCAAUCACAGAAUUCAGCAGAACACAGGCAAUUACGAGACUCAAUAGAUCACAGUCAGUCACAGGAUUCAGUAGAAUGUAGGCAAUCACAGAAUUCAGUAGAAGACAGCCAAUCACAAGACUCAGUAGAACAUAGUCAAUCAAAGGAUUUUGUAGAAUGCAGCCAAUCACAGGAUUCUAUAGAAUGCAGUCAAUCACUGUAUUCAGUAGAACGCAGCCAGUCACAGAGCUCAGUAGAAGACAUGCUAUACCAAAAUGUAAUCAUCAACAACAACAAAUCACAAGACCCUCUGACCUCACUACAGCACACCCAAUCACAGGAUUCUGUAGAACUUAGCCCAUCUAAUGAUUCUGUAGAAUGCAGCCAAUCACAGGAUUCAGUAGAAAACAUACAGUCACAUACUACAUCAGAACACAUUCAGUUACAGAAUUCUAUAGAAUGCAGCCGAUCACAGAAUUCCAUACAACACAGGAAAUCACAGGAUUUAGCAGAACAAAACCAAUCACAGAACACCACAGAGCACAGCCAGUCACAAACUCCAGUGGAACACAGCCAAUCACAAACUCCAGUGGAACACAGCCAAUCACAAACUUUAGUGGAACACAGCCAAUCACAAACUCCAGUGGAACACAGCCAAUCACAAACUCCAGUGGAACACAGCCAAUCACAAACUUUAGUGGAACACAGCCAAUCACAAACUCCAGUGGAACACAGCCAAUCACAAACUCCAGUGGAACACAGCCAAUCACAAACUCCAGUGGAACACAGCCAAUCACAAACUCCAGUGGAACACAGCCAAUCACAAACUUCAGUGGAACACAGCCAAUCACAAACUUCAAUGGAACAUAGCCAAUCACAGGUUGAUUUCAUUAAGACAAAUUCUAUGGGCACCCAGUGGACUAUGACGGAGUCAGAAUCUGGUUUUAUUUCAAACACAGCAGCUCUUUAUGAGAAGGGACAAUUAAAACAGGACUGUGUGGACGUAUGCAUAAAUUGUGAAGUCAGUCAAUCCUUCAAAACAUCUGGAAGGCUUUCAUCAAAGGAUACUGACAAAGAACUCGAUUUGAACUUCGAAAAGAAUAACAGUCUAAAUUUUAAAAAGCAGAACUUAAAUGACACCCCACCUGUUGUUUCCGAAUGCGAGUCUUUUUCAGCCGAGAGAGCUUUCUCAAAUAUGCCUAAUGCAACUUCUGCUGGAGUGUCAGAUUCACUGAAUCAACAUGUGAUCAAUGACCAGACCUCAGAACAGUCAGAUCUGCAGGCUAGACCUCAUUACGAUCAACAAAAUUUCCCAGUUUUACAAAUGCACACUGAAAAAACGGAUUCCUCAGUUAGUAGUUAUCACAUGGACAGUCAUUGCUUAGAGGACAUUGUUUCAGGGGAACAUGAGCCUGAGGCAGAUAUUUAUGAAACCCAUCAGUGCCCUAAUAGCAGAAUUAACUAUAACACACAGGGUGAAUUCACUGAAGCACAAGUGUAUGUUAACACUGAAACUUUUGAUACCAAUGAUGGUGACGUUUUAGAAGGAACGCUGAAGAAUAGCAAAACACAUCACAUUAUUAAAGGGUACCAGAAAGAAUUUACAAUAGUUCCCUCGGUAGAACAGUCAGUAAUUUACUCUGAUAGUUCGGGAUGCAUAGAAUACACUAGGCCUAAGUCAUUAAGUGUCGCGUGUCCUGACAUGAAGAGAGCUGAAUCCGAUGGAUGUCCUGUAGACAGUCCUGUCGAAUCUCUGGCUAGUCUGUUCGAGAUUUCGUAUGACAAAACUCAAGUCAGCCCCACAGAUGUUUGCUUUGAGCUCAGUGAUGGCCUUCAUAUGAACUGUAAACAAGUGGCACAUUGCGUUAUAGAAUAUACAGAGACCUCCAAACAAUUUCAUCGACCCGACACCCUGUCUGACAAACAAGCAAGACAAAACGAGUCGGUUGAAACAAUUGAGCCGGAUGUUGAUACUUUGUCUAGUGCAUGUACUGAUCCUUUCACAAAUGCACAAUCCCCUUUUGAUUAUUCCCAGCUGAACAGUAGAAAAGAUGAAUACAGCUCAGACACAAAUAAUAAUAUUAAAGCAAUUACUUUUGAAGAGUGUGCCUCAGGUGAACAGAUCUCUUUGCCCAAUUCUUUGCAGAAAUACAGCAGGUUUGGUAUCAAUGCUGGAUCUUUAGUCUCAAAAGGUGGUGAUUGCAAAGACAAUGUCCUUCCUAUUCAGGCUACUCCCUUUAAAGCACCUGAAAUGAGGUCUGCAAUUGACAGAAAAGAUAAUGUUGCUAAACCUUCUGAAUUCAACGAAUUCAGCAGCCAUAGAGAUGCUAUACUAAACCAGCUCUGUGAUUGCUGUGGUGGAAAGGAGUGCCAGCUGCACUCGUCUGCAGUGGAAGGAGAGCAGACAGCAGGAAGAUUUCAGUUCAAGGGCACAGAUGGCAUCAGUCAGAGCAGAACUGUAGUGUUGCAAACCUCGAGUACCUCAUACACAGAUGACCAAUGCAACACACAUGGAGAGGUUAAUGCAGACUCUACAAACUGUGAAUUUUCACAUAUUGGCCAUUUGCUUGCACACAAACAUCCGGAGUCCGUCCAAGAGAAAAGCAUAUUACCACUGAGUGGCUCACUCAAGGUCGAUGAUAUUUAUGCAUCGGAAAACAGCACUGAUUCAAUAUGCAAAACUUCUGAUCCUCUUUGUAAGCAAUCUUUGCAACUGUGCAACUCUGAGACUGAGGGCGCAUUUGUUACAUGUUGCCGUAUUUUACCCAUCACUAAUUUAGAGGCCAUUUUGGAGUCAGACCGUUCACCGGAGAGCUCAUUUGUGAUAGAAAAUGGACUGGGGGAGCAACAGGGAGGAAGUCCAUUAUCAGAAGGUGGAUUCAGUGAGGAAUGGAGCUCUUGUGAUGAUGUCACAAACCGCCCACAUGCAAACAUUUCUGCCAUGUGUACAAAAGCCAACGUAGCCACUGUCAUGAAUGAACAAGAUUCUGGAGAAACAAUUAGCUCUUUAUCAAAUGGUUUUGAUAGCAGUGAUGGUUAUAGUUUUUCCAGUGAAGGAAAAGAAGAGACGGAGGACAGCACUCAGUCAUCAUCUAGUCUUUAUGGUUCUGCAAGAAAUAAGAGAACCCAAUCAGGGAAGGGCUCUGUGUUUUCUGUUUUUUCUCGAAUGCCCUCAUUCCGCAAGAUUAAACGAGAACACAAAGGCAAUAGCAAGGUUGAUCCAGAAAUUAAGGACUCCAGUGAGGAAGGAGAUGAACGGGGUGAGUUGAAGUACAAUAGGUCACCCACACAAAACAAAUCCAACUCUUCACUGAACAAGACUUCUAUUUCUCAAAGUACAGAUCAUCUUUCAGACAUUACAAAGUUUGUUGACCACUCCAGUGAUGAUAUUUUUGAAAAAGCUUUUGCUUUAAAUAUGCAGAAUAGAGAGAAAUCCCCAAAUUUGUAUCAGCAGCACAAAGAUGGAGAUGUACUGAAUUUUAGAGUUUCCCCAACGACAGAGGGAUUUCAACAAAAAAGAAGCAAGAGUACCGAUAACUUAAACUUGCGCAUGAAACUCGCAAUGGCUCACAAGUCUCUGUCUAGCCUGUUUGAGUCCAGGUAUCCUGAGAGGGACAACCAGGAGCAGAUUGCACAGUCAGAGAACGAGGAGGUAAAAACCAAGCAGUCCUGGAGGAAGUUGAAACGGUCUAAGGAAGCAGAACUUUGCAAAAGAACUCUAUCGGUUCCUGGGAUGGUCUGUGACAAGUCCAUACAUCAGAGCCAUAUCGAUUGUGCCUUCUGUGCUCCUCAGAACAGGUCCAGACUUAAUAGCUCACCAGCUUCCCAAAAGAGUUUGAGGAACACUUGCCAUUCUGAUUCACAGAGUUUGAAAUCUUGUCCUCAGGAACAGUCUGAAGACAGAAAAUAUCUGGAAGGAGGUGAGCUGCCUUGUGCUCCUUACUUAGAUUCUUACCAGAUCUCAGAAGAUGGCUUCGAGUCCAGUGUAGAGGAUAGGUCGCAAUCACCUGUACACCCAACUGUUUUUGCACUUGCAAACCAGAUGUCACCUACCUGGACCAGAUCUUUAAGCUGUUUUGAGACCACUGAUACGCCAACAAGGCCCAUGAGCCCUAAACCUCACAGUCCUGGUCUGGGCUGGACACACCGGAGGAGCUUCCGUUACCCCUCGAGAUCUGUUGCAUCUUCUCUCUGUUCGCUCGGUCAAGGAGUGAGCACUGACGGUAUCUCUGAUCCACCUCAGAGACCGACGUCUCUGAAACCAAGAACAGCACAACUCACAACAACCCACUCUUUUGAUUCUGAGUCCUUACUAGAGGACAGCAGUUCAGACAGCCAGUCUCAAAAUAGCCUGAAUUCAGCAUCCCUGAUCAACAAACCAGAGCAUGUACAGCACAGUACUGAGCCAGCCAUCCAGUCAGAAGAGAGAAGACAACAGGGAAGUGCAUGUGUGCUUCGGGUGAAGUCCAGACAGCAGGGUAAAGCUGCACCCAGACCCGUCUCAGACAUCUACGGUUGGACCGUGUCUCUUCAGGGCAUCAGGGAGGUGGCGCUUGAUCUGGAGAGGAAGAGCAAUUCGACCAAAACACGUCGGCGUUCAUGCUCAUAUGAAACAUUGACUGAUGUGGAGAACAUCCAUAAAAAGAAGCUUAACAUGCGGCAAAGUUUGCGUCAGCUUAGCACACCAACAUCUCAGAAGCACAAGAAAGUGCGUGCCAGACUUUCCCUCACUUCUCCAGAGCAGUUCCCCUCUGUUCCUCUCAAAGACCACUUCUUCUCCCAGAGCACACCUGUUGGGCUGGACUUUUUGGGCUGGCCUCACCGUGCAUCAUUUUCAGAAUCGAAUCUCAGCACACCAGCACAAGAGGCACAUGGACAGGUCCCCCCUCUGGCCUUGGUGAUAACUGAUGGACCGCAGGAUAAGUCUGGCCUUGCUGAUGAGGUGGGGAGUGAAGAUGACCUGUACAAUGAGUUUCGCAGCUCCUCCAACCGAUUCGGACACCCAGGAGGAGGAGGAGAACAGCUGGCCAUAAAUGAGCUGAUCAGUGAUGGCAGCGUGUGCGCGGAGGCUCUAUGGGACCACGUCACCAUGGACGACCAGGAGCUGGGCUUCAAAGCUGGAGAUGUCAUCGAAGUAGUGGAUGCCACAAACAAGGAGUGGUGGUGGGGCCGGGUGCUGGAUAGCGAGGGCUGGUUCCCCGCCAGCUUUGUUCGGUUACGCGUGAACCAAGAUGAACCCAUGGAGGAAUACUUAGCCCAUCUGGACGGGGCCUCGGAGGGGGGUGGGGCCAGCAUGGGGGGCCCCUUAGGGCCCGGUCUGCCCUGCAAGGAGCAGAUGAGAGCCAACGUCAUCAAUGAAAUCAUGAGCACAGAGAGGGAUUACAUCAAACACCUGAAGGACAUCUGUGAGGGCUAUAUAAAACAGUGUCGGAAGAGGACAGAUAUGUUCACUGAGGAGCAACUGCGCACUAUCUUUGGGAACAUCGAUGAGCUCUACCGUUUCCAGAAGAAGUUCCUCAAAGCCUUGGAGAAGAAAUUCAACAAAGAUCAUCCUCACCUCAGCGAGAUUGGCUCCUGCUUCUUAGAGCACCAAACAAACUUUCAGAUCUACUCUGAAUAUUGCAACAACCACCCCAAUGCCUGCGUGCAGCUUUCCAAACUGAUGAAGAUCAAGAAGUAUGUGUUCUUUUUUGAGGCCUGUCGUCUGCUCCAGAAGAUGAUCGACAUUUCCUUGGAUGGAUUCCUGCUUACUCCUGUUCAGAAGAUCUGCAAGUAUCCUCUGCAGCUGGCAGAACUGCUGAAGUACACCAACCCACAGCACAGAGAUUAUAAGGAUGUGGAAGCUGCUUUAAAUGCAAUGAAGAAUGUGGCCAGACUGAUCAAUGAGAGAAAGAGGCGUCUGGAGAAUAUUGACAAAAUUGCUCAGUGGCAAAGCUCCAUAGAAGACUGGGAGGGUGAAGACAUCUUGAGCAGAAGCUCUGAUCUGAUUUUCUCUGGAGACCUGACCAAGAUCUCCCAGCCACAGGCCAAAGGCCAGCAGCGAAUGUUCUUUCUCUUUGACCACCAACUGGUUUUCUGUAAGAAGGAUCUUCUUCGGAGGGACAUCCUGUACUACAAGGGUCGGUUAGACAUGGAUCAGAUGCAAGUGGUGGAUGUGGAGGAUGGGAAGGAUAAGGACUUUAACGUGAGUGUGAAGAAUGCCUUGAAAUUAUGUUCUCCUGGGGGAGAGGAGGUCCACCUUCUGUGUGCCAAGAAACCCGAGCAGAAGCAGCGCUGGCUGCGAGCCUUUGCGGAUGAACGGGAACAGGUCCAGCACGACCUCGAAACAGGUUUUACGAUCACAGAGGUCCAGAAGAAGCAGGCCAUGUUGAAUGCAUCUAAAAGUCAUCCAACAGGGAAGCCCAAAGCUGUGACCAGGCCCUACUAUGACUUCCUGCUGCGUCAGAAGCACCCCACGCUUCCCACAUCCUUGCCCCAGCAGCAGGUCAUCAUGUUGGCUGAACCCAAACGCAAGACCUCCAAUUUCUGGCACAACAUCGGACGCUUGACACCGUUCAAAAAAUGAGAGACUCGGUACAUUCGCGGUUGUGCCUGAACUCGUGUUUUUAUCCCAGUGUAACACGUUUAUUUUUCUUGUCCAAUUGCGAAAGCACUUUAUGGGUUGGUUACAAUCACGGCAUCGCUCCCAGACGUUGUGGAACAUCGUGGGAGGGCGUUCCCGCUAUGUUAUUAUUAACGUCGAAAAAGACGGCUACUACUGCUCAACCGCUCCACUUUCCGGCACUAACACGACUACUGCUGCAAGUCAUCGUACGGACACGCUUCAUCGAAAGAGCCCUGCUUGAAGAGAGGACUUCUUUAUAUGUUGGUUAAUUUAUUUUCAAGUUUUCAAUGUAUGCCAGCUAUCCACAGUGCCCAACUACUAGCUUUUGUAUGUAAUUUGAUACUUUUGUGUAAUCCAUGAUGAUGUUUGAAGUUUCAAAGGGUUCCGCACAAGAUAAAAGUAGACCGUGUUGAGAUUUAUUACUGUAUUAACUUCCUGGAGGCUGUCACUCGAAGUCCGUCGAUAUCAUGUCAGUCUGUGUAUGCAACUAUCAACUCCUCCCAACUUUCUCCUCAUGAAGCCUCUGAAAUGAAACGUAGACGACGUCCCUUCGGUACUCACCGUUUCAGAUGAGUGUUUCAUGUAUGUGCUCAUUUGAUUCUGCUGCCUAAUGACUCCUCUGUAACGAACUUCUCUUUGAAGUGCCAUUCCAAACGUAAGCCACAUAUUGUGAUGGGGGUUGCAUGAAUUUGCUGUGAAACUCGACAUUUUCAACCCAAAUAAAAUUCUCAAUAUUCUGUCAUUCUGAUAGAUAAUGGUACUAUUAAAUUAAAGACUAUGUUUGACAGUUGUCAAAUAUGUAUGAUAAUCUUUGACCACAGAACAGAAUAUGUUAAUAAAAAGCAUUUGCAAGUGU
Cyprinus carpio (common carp) is the source of this 9424-nucleotide messenger RNA. RefSeq lists its product as uncharacterized. The record is from RefSeq and is a predicted model, not a curated record. Gene Ontology annotation, biological process: intracellular signal transduction. Gene Ontology annotation, molecular function: protein binding; guanyl-nucleotide exchange factor activity. Lineage: Eukaryota; Metazoa; Chordata; Actinopteri; Cypriniformes; Cyprinidae.